Messenger RNA from Corylus avellana, 1562 nucleotides. Its product is annotated as Sec14p-like phosphatidylinositol transfer family protein. NCBI's taxonomy places the organism in Eukaryota, Viridiplantae, Streptophyta, Magnoliopsida, Fagales, Betulaceae. The record is from RefSeq and is a predicted model, not a curated record.
CAUUGAACUUUGAAGUUCAAAUUCACACGUACAACACAUCUAUAUAUAUAUAUACACACACACAUAAUUUGUUGCUCACAAAUGGACACACCAAAGGAAAAAGACAGGGAGAUAGUUGUAUCAAUUGGUGGUGGUGGUGGUGGUGAAAAUGGUGAAGAGCCAUCGAGUUUAAGUAAAUCAAAGCUGCUUCCCCAUGGGAGGACAAAAUCUAUCCAUCCACCCAUUGAAACCUUUUGGCAACUCCCUCCUCAACAAGAGCACAAGCAGCCUUCGAAUUUCGGGUUCAAGUCAUUAAUGUCUUACCCGAUCAAAUUUCGGGACUCAUUGACCCGAAUCAGGAGGACCAAAAGCAUGCAGAUUGUUCUUGAAGGAGCUCAUGAUCCAAAGGAUGAACAACUUGUUCAAUCUUUCCGUAAAUUGCUUUUGGUUGAUGGCCACCUACUGGGAAACCACAAUGACUAUCAUACCCUUCUACGGUUUCUACGAAUGAGGGAUUUUAAUUUUUUUAAAGCAAAGGAGAUGUUUUUGAAUUUUCUCAAGUGGCGUGAGGAUUUCGGUGAUGCCAUUCCCAAGGAAUUUAUGUUUAAGGAGCAUGCAGAAGUAAAGAAAUGGUAUCCUCAUGGAUACCAUGGAGUUGAUAGAUAUGGUAGACCAGUAUACAUUGAAAGGCUUGGGAUGGUAGACCUUAAUUCCCUACUGCAAAUAACAACCAUAGAAAGAUUUGUUAAGUAUCAUGUCUCAGAACAAGAGAAAACCUUAAAUUUGAGAUUCCCUGCAUGUUCAAUUGCAGCUAAGAGACACAUUGCAUCCACCACAAGUAUCUUGGAUGUUAAUGGAGUGGGAAUGUCUAAUUUCUCGAAGCCUGCAAGAUAUCUCUUUACAGAAAUCCAGAAGAUCGAUAGCAAUUAUUACCCAGAGACUUUAAAUAGACUCUUUAUCAUUAAUGCUGGCUCUGGGUUUCGGAUUCUAUGGAAAGUUAUCAAGACCUUUCUGGAUGCAAGAACAAUAGCAAAAAUUCAAGUGCUUGGGUACAACUACAUUAGUAACCUGCUAGAAGUUAUUGAUUCUAGUAAUUUGCCAUCUUUUCUGGGUGGGAACUGCACAUGUUCUGACUAUGGGGGUUGCCUAUUAAGUGACAAAGGACCCUGGAACAAUCCAGAGAUCAUAGAAAUACUUCAGACACUUUCCACAACAGAAGAUGAUAAUGGAGAAAAUGGUGUGGCUUCAGAUGCCUUCUUGCAGAAUAUGAGACAUGAAGAGUCAGAACGUGUGGAAAGAAAAAAUGCAGAUAAGUUUGCAUUAAAAACUAUCCAGGCAUUGGAAGCUGCACUUGAAGAAACCAAGACAAAAAUUGAGGCACUGGAAGCUGUACUUGCAGACACCAAGCUGGCCUUGAAAGGACUCGUACAACAGAAUAUAGAGGAUUGACAAGAGUUUGAACUUGGGAAGUACAGCUAUGGCAUCAUUAGUAAAUUGAUUUUCUUUUACAUUGCCUACUAAUUAUACUAAUUCCUAUUGACAUGAUAUACCAAUUGUGACAAUUAGAUUUUUAUCCAUUUAUA